AUGCAGAAAACUUACGUUCAGCAGUCAAUUGUAUCAGCAUUUCAAACACAAAGCGGUAAAUCGUGUUAUAUAAGCGUUUGCGUCUGAAAUUUUUUUAAACUCUUCUAGUUCCCGAUGCUGUCCAGAGCCUUUUUCAUCAUGAUAAAUGCAUGCAAAGCAUUUUUAAGGUACUCAGAUGGACAAAACACUGAAAACAGGAUGUUCCUACCAAGCUUGUCACACACUGUAAUGACCAAUUCACACCUCAGACCUCUCCCACCCUUGGAAACAAAAGAUAUGUUAAUGACCAUUCACACCUCAAAUUCCUCAUGA
Messenger RNA from Staurois parvus, 312 nucleotides. Lineage: Eukaryota; Metazoa; Chordata; Amphibia; Anura; Ranidae. The record is from the annotation of a GenBank genome assembly.